Molecule: messenger RNA, 758 nt
Organism: Lycium ferocissimum
Lineage: Eukaryota; Viridiplantae; Streptophyta; Magnoliopsida; Solanales; Solanaceae
Exons: 2
Coding region: 95-442 (115 amino acids)
Source: RefSeq, a predicted model, not a curated record
GUGGUCAUUUCUAAUUUUAAGACUUAAUUGGUACCUUUAUUAGUUGAAUCUUCUCUCGAGUCUUGGUAGAAGGCAGCAAAACAGGGAAGGAAAGAUGGAUCCCCCUCCUCGUCGUUCGAAAACAGUAGAGAUACUAAACAGCUACCGUGGUGCCAAAUUUAUAUGGCGUGCUGUUCUCAUCUUCAAUCUUGGCCUUGGAGCUUACCUCUUUACAAGACCUGCUAAGGAGAAAAAAGCUACCACUAGACAACCCAUUGCUCCAGCUGAGACUACUACUCCCAUUGCACCCGUUCCUCAAAAAUUUGAACCCAUGUUUUCUCCUAUUCCAGAACCUGUGAAGAUGCCAGAGCCCCUUUCUAUAGAGCAGCGUUUCGAAGUGAUGCUAGAAGAGAAAGAAGAAGGUCAAACCUCAAAACCGACAAGAAAAGAAGAGAAUCAAUGAAGAAAAAGCUCUACUGAAGCAGUUCAUACGAGCAGAUUCCAUCCUGAGGAUCUGAUGUAACGUAGAUGUUUCUUGAUUCAAAAUUUUCUUAGGCUGAGCUUAGUUUUACUGAACCAUCAUUUACGACUUGGCAUUCUUUUUAGAUCAGUUCACCUUCAAUCUAAUUGAUACUACUGCUUUUUGAGUAGGCAUUAUAGAUAAUAGAUGAUUUGGUAUAGUAGAAAUUUUUAUUGCUAGUGGAGGGAACUACUGGAGCUAAUGGAGUUCCAUGACUGUUUCAUUUAAUCUGAAUGAGCUCUCUCGCACCGCAUUUCAU